This is a messenger RNA of Sciurus carolinensis (gray squirrel), 939 nucleotides long. Its product is annotated as taste receptor type 2 member 14-like. The record is from RefSeq and is a predicted model, not a curated record. Gene Ontology annotation, cellular component: membrane. Gene Ontology annotation, biological process: sensory perception of taste; detection of chemical stimulus involved in sensory perception of bitter taste; G protein-coupled receptor signaling pathway. Gene Ontology annotation, molecular function: G protein-coupled receptor activity; bitter taste receptor activity. NCBI's taxonomy places the organism in Eukaryota, Metazoa, Chordata, Mammalia, Rodentia, Sciuridae. Bases 1 to 939 code for a protein of 312 amino acids. The transcript has a single exon.
AUGGAUUCUAUCAUACCGAGAACACUGAUAAUCGUGUUAAGUGUGGAAUUCAUAAUUGGAAAUUUAGGAAAUGGAUUCAUAGCCCUGGUGAACUGCAUGGACUGGGUCAAGAGAAGAAAAAUCUCUUCAGUUGACCAAAUCCUUACUGCUUUGGCACUCUCCAGAAUUGGCGUGCUCUGGUCAAUAAUCAUAGCUCUAGUGAUAUCUUUUCAGAAUUCACAUUUGUUGUUGAUUGGAAAAAUCAUAAAAAUACUUACUCUUACCUGGAUGGUGUCCAACCAUUUCAGCAUCUGGCUUGCUACAAGUCUCAGCAUGUUUUAUUUUCUCAAGAUAGGUAAUUUUUCUAACUCUGCUUUUCUUUAUCUAAAGUGGAGAGUUAAAAAGGCGGUGUCAGUGAUCCUGCUGGUAUCUCUGGUCCUCUUGUUUUUAAAUAUUGUACUGAUAAACAGACAAAUGGAUGACUGGUUUGGUGUACAUAAAGGAAACCUGUCUUACAGUUCCCAUUUGAAGAAGUUUAAACAAUUUUAUAGGAUUAGUGUAAUCGUCAACACUGUUUUCCUUUCCGCGCCCUUCGCUGUGUCCCUGGUGACUUUUCUCCUGCUAAUCUUCUCUCUGUGGAAACAUCUGAAGAGGAUGCAGCACAAUGCCAGAGGGCCCAGGGAUGCCAGCACCACGGCCCACGUGAAAGCCUUGCAAACUGUGAUCGCCUUCCUGCUACUGUAUGCCGUUUUCUUUCUGUCUCUUGUUGUGCAAUUUUGGAUCUCUGAGUUUCUGGAAAAAAGUCUGAUGGUUUUGUUUUGUUUGGCUGCUGGAAUGAUUUUCCCUUCAGGCCAUGCAUUUGUUCUGAUUCUGGGAAACAGUAAGCUGAAACAGGCCUCUCUGUCAGUGCUGGGGCGACUGAAGUGCAGGUUCAAAGAUGUGAACACUGAAAAUUCCUAA